UUGUGGGAAGUCGUUGGAAGAGGGAAGAAGAAUCUCCCUAGACCACCUGUCGCCCAAAGGGCUGGUGGGAUUACAUGGGUAAAGGGUAGCUAUUCAGGCGCACCGACCAUUCAUGCAACAUGCACCGGACCCAGCGGGAUCCCUGCAUGGGUUCAACAUGGAUUUAUGCCUCUAUCCAGCUGACCUGGUUGGUACACACUUGGAGGGUCGUGCCGAUUGGUGCUACGGCACUCAUAAUCUUGCCAUGCGCAUUAUGAGGCGCAACGACAACGACGAGUACAUCACAACCGGCACAUGUUGCAGCUCUCACGAGGACAACCAAGUGACCGAUGUCACGUCGCAGUGCGCAGACCCGACGCCGAGCCCUAUCAUGCCCAGUCCAACGCCGAGCCCGACGCCGAGUCCGACGUGCGAGACGUCGACGCACACAAUCACAUGGGUAAAGGGUAGCUAUUCAGGCGCACCGACCAUUCAUACAGCAUACACUGGACCCAGCGGGGUCCUUGGGUUCAACAUGGAUUCAUGCCUCUAUCCAGCUCUGACCUUGUUGGUACACACUUGGAGGGUCGCGCCGAUUGGUGCCGCGGCACUCAUAAUCUUGCCAUGCGCAUUAUGAGGCGCAACGACAACGACGAGUGCAUCACAACCGGCACAUGUUGCAGCUCUCACGAGGACAACCAAGUGACCGAUGUCACGUCGCAGCGCGCAGACCCGACGCCGAGCCCUACCGCGACGCCAUCCACAGCGUCUGCAGCCGGUGAUCCACAUUUGCAAAACAUCUACGGCGAGAGGUUCGACUUGAUGAAGCCUGGUAAGGUGACACUUAUCAACGCCCCACGUGGGACGCGAGUCGAAGUCGCGCUGCUUGCGGUAGAAGCUGACGCGCGCCGCCUGGGCGGGAACUGCGCCGACAUGUACUUCACGAGCGUGAACAUCACAGGGGCAUGGGCGGACAAGCUGCAGGCCGGCGGCAUCCGGUUCGACGCCGACGGCGCUCAGAGCCACAAGGUGCCGAUGUGGACGAGUUUCGGGCCGCUGGCGGUCAAAGUCGUCCACGGGCGAACGGAGGAGGGCAUCAGGUACUUUAACCUCUUCGUCAAGCACCUUGGGCAUGCCGGCUUUGCCGUCGGAGGGCUAUUGGGAGAAGAUGAUCACACGGAGGUGGCGAGGACCCCGAGGGAACGCCGCAAACAAUUUCUCUUCGCAAGGUGAGCCGGACCAGCGUGGGGGCUGAGAUGGCCUCGGGGGCGAUCGCAAGCUGAGUCGGCCUCCUUGGCCAUCGGGCACUUGACUUGCCAGCUUUCGAAGAUGGCUUCUUGGGUUUUCCAUGUUUUCGUAGUUGCUCGCUGGCGGUUCGUUCUCAAUGCGGCGUGUGCAGUUUCGACGAGGCCGUUUCCAUUUGUGGUGCGCGAACUACGUCCUUCUGCGAUCGCGCGUGGCGUUCGAGCACUCGCGCGCUUGCCCAUUCAGGCCACUGUGCAGUUCGAUACUUCUGUUUUCCCAGCUUGCGUGUGCACGCCCAUUCUUGUCACGCUUGCAUCCUUAGCGCUCUGUGUACGUAUGCCUGUUCGUUCUGGCCGUUAUCAUCUGUGAGCGCGCU
This is a messenger RNA of Prorocentrum cordatum, 1600 nucleotides long. The record is from the annotation of a GenBank genome assembly. Lineage: Eukaryota; Dinophyceae; Prorocentrales; Prorocentraceae.